AUGUCGGACGACCGUAAGCCCUCCGUGGUGCUGGAAGCCCACGAGGUCGACACUUAUCACGUUCCCAAAGCUUUCCACGACAAGCACCCCACCGGCACCCACAUCAAGGAUAUCGAUGAGUACAAUAAGCUCUAUGAAGAAUCCAUCCGCAGCCCGGACACUUUCUGGGCCCGCAUGGCCCGUGAGCUUCUCACCUUCGACAAAGACUUCCAGACCACCCACCACGGUUCCCUUGCCAAUGGUGAUAAUGCCUGGUUCGUGGAGGGCCAGUUGAACGCUUCCUUCAACUGUGUUGACCGUCACGCCCUGAAGAACCCCGACAAGGUCGCCAUCAUCUACGAAGCCGACGAGCCCAACGAGGGCCGCUCCAUUACAUACGGCGAGCUCCUCCGCGAGGUCUCCCGCGUCGCCUGGACACUGAAGCAGCGUGGUGUCAAGAAGGGUGACACCGUCGGUAUCUACCUUCCCAUGAUUCCCGAGGCCGUCAUCGCCUUCCUGGCCUGCUCCCGUAUCGGUGCCGUCCACUCCGUCGUAUUCGCCGGUUUCUCCUCAGACUCUCUCCGCGAUCGCGUGCUCGACGCGAACUCCAAGGUCGUCAUCACCACCGACGAGGGCAAGCGUGGUGGUAAGGUCAUUGGCACUAAGCGCAUUGUUGAUGCGGCGCUCGAGCAAUGCCCCGAUGUGACCACUUGCCUGGUUUACAAGCGCACUGGCGCCGAGGUUCCCUGGACCGAGGGCCGUGAUAUCUGGUGGCACGAGGAGGUCGAGAAGUACCCCAACUACCUCGCCCCCGAGCCUGUUAACUCCGAAGACCCUCUUUUCCUUCUCUACACCUCCGGCUCGACUGGAAAGCCCAAGGGUGUUAUGCACACCACUGCCGGCUACCUGCUGGGUGCCGCCAUGACCGGAAAAUAUGUCUUUGAUAUCCACGAUGAUGACCGCUACUUCUGUGGCGGUGAUGUCGGCUGGAUUACUGGUCACACCUAUGUAGUUUACGCCCCUCUGUUGUUGGGAUGUGCCACCGUCGUUUUCGAGAGUACCCCCGCUUACCCCAACUUCUCGCGCUACUGGGAUGUCAUCGACAAGCACGAUGUUACUCAGUUCUAUGUUGCCCCCACCGCCCUGCGCCUGCUGAAGCGUGCCGGUAACGAGCACAUCCACCACAAGAUGAAGUCCCUGCGUGUACUCGGCUCCGUCGGUGAACCCAUUGCUGCUGAGGUCUGGAAGUGGUACUUCGAGGCUACUUACUGGCAAACCGAGACCGGUUCCAACGUGAUCACACCUCUGGGCGGCAUCACCCCCACUAAGCCUGGUAGCGCCUCGCUUCCAUUCUUUGGAAUCGAGCCCGCCAUCAUUGACCCUGUCUCCGGAGAGGAGAUCACCGGUAACGAUGUUGAGGGUGUCCUUGCCUUCAAGCAGGCAUGGCCUAGCAUGGCCCGCACAGUCUGGGGUGCUCACAAGCGCUACAUGGAUACCUACCUGAACGUUUACAAGGGCUACUACUUCACCGGAGAUGGCGCUGGUCGCGAUCACGACGGUUACUACUGGAUCCGUGGCCGUGUUGAUGAUGUUGUUAACGUUUCCGGUCACCGCUUGUCCACUGCGGAGAUUGAGGCUGCUCUCCUCGAGCACCCCAUGGUUGCUGAGGCCGCUGUCGUUGGUAUCGCCGAUGAACUGACCGGCCAGGCCGUCAACGCCUUCGUUGCCCUGAAGGAAGGCAACGAGACCAAUGACGAGGUUCGCAAGGACCUUGUGAUGCAGGUCCGCAAAUCCAUUGGACCUUUCGCUGCCCCUAAGACCGUCUUCGUUGUUGAGGAUCUCCCCAAGACCCGCAGUGGAAAGAUCAUGCGCCGCAUUCUGCGUAAGAUCCUGAGCGGUGAGGAAGACAGCCUGGGUGACACUUCGACGCUGUCCGACCCCAGCGUAGUUGACAAGAUCAUUGCGACGGUCCACGCGUCGCGUCGCAAGUGA
Messenger RNA from Penicillium waksmanii, 1971 nucleotides. RefSeq names its product acetate--CoA ligase. Gene Ontology annotation, molecular function: AMP binding; acetyl-CoA synthetase activity. Gene Ontology annotation, cellular component: cytosol. Lineage: Eukaryota; Fungi; Ascomycota; Eurotiomycetes; Eurotiales; Aspergillaceae. The transcript has 6 exons. The record is from RefSeq and is a predicted model, not a curated record. Bases 1 to 1971 code for a protein of 656 amino acids.